CAGACAUGCGCAAGAGCGUCAGCAGCAGCAGCAGCAGCACCACCACCGCCACGGCCGCUGCGCUGCGUUUCCGCCUUGGCUGAGCGGCGCACAUAGCCGAGAGGGGAGGGGAGGGAAGCCGAGAGGAAGAGCUCUGCCACCGAGACGCAGUGGGGCACAACACGGACUCCGAGCAAUUUGCACCGACGCACCAACAUCGCAGCCGUCCGACUCCAAAUUUCCGCGUCAAGAGGCGACCUGCGCGGCGCGCGCCACAGCUUUCCGGCAUGGAGACUGCGCUAGAAAAAUAAGCACUAAAAUUCUGAAGAUGAAGAAGUUCAACAUCAGGAAGGUGCUGGACGGUUUGAAAGAGGCAUCCUCCUCCACACCGUCUGUCCAAGUGGGGCCACAGGAGAACCAUCUGAUCCAGGAGACCCUCCAGUCCGAGCAUUUUCAGCUCUGCAAGACCGUCCGCCAUGGCUUCCCCUAUCAGCCGUCGUCCAUGGCUUUCGACCCCGUGCAGAAGAUACUGGCCAUCGGCACCCAGAGCGGAGCCCUCAGAUUGUUUGGACGUCCUGGUGUGGAGUGCUACUGCCAACACGAGACUGGAGCGGCCGUCAUCCAGCUGCAGUUUCUUAUCAAUGAGGGAGCGCUGGUGAGUGCUUUGGCUGACGACAGCGUGCACCUGUGGAACCUGAGGCAGAAGAGACCAGCCAUCCUCCACUCCCUCAAGUUCAACAGAGAGAGAAUAACUUUCUGCCACCUGCCCUUCCAGAGUAAAUGGUUGUACAUCGGCACAGAACGAGGGAACAUCCACAUCGUCAACGUGGAGUCCUUUACGCUCUCAGGCUACGUCAUCAUGUGGAACAAAGCCAUUGAACUGUCCUCCAAGGCUCACCCUGGACCAGUCGUCCACAUAAGUGAUAACCCUAUGGAUGAGGGAAAGCUUAUAAUUGGAUUUGAGUCUGGGAUCGUGGUCCUGUGGGAUCUGAAAUCAAAGAAGGCAGACUAUCGCUACACUUAUGAUGAGGCUAUCCACUCAGUUGCUUGGCAUCACGAGGGCAAGCAGUUCAUUUGCAGUCACUCAGAUGGAACUCUGACCAUAUGGAACGUCAGAGGCCAGGGCAAGCCCAUACAGACAAUCACACCGCACGGAAAACAGCCCAAGGACGGGAAGAAGCCAGAGCCUUGUAAACCAAUUCUUAAAGUGGAGUACAAAACAACUAGAAAUGGGGAGCCCUUCAUAAUCUUGUCCGGUGGUCUGUCCUAUGACACGGUGGGCCGGCGGCCUUGUCUGACCGUGAUGCACGGGAAGAGUACAGCUGUGCUGGAGAUGGACUACCCUAUCGUAGACUUCCUCACACUCUGUGAGACCCCAUAUCCUAACGAUUUUCAGGAACCUUACGCUGUGGUGGUCCUUCUUGAAAAGGAUUUAGUGGUGAUCGACCUUGCACAAAAUGGUUAUCCCAUAUUCGAGAACCCCUAUCCUCUGACCAUCCACGAGUCUCCUGUGACCUGCUGCGAAUACUUUGCUGACUGCCCUGUGGACCUCAUACCUGCACUUUACUCCGUUGGCUCACGGCAGAAACGACAGGGCUACAGCAAAAAGGAAUGGCCUAUUAGUGGUGGGAACUGGGGUCAAGGCACACAGAGCUACCCAGAGAUCAUCAUCACUGGGCAUGCCGAUGGAACUGUGAAGUUCUGGGAUGCCUCCGCAAUAACGCUCCAGGUGCUCUAUAAGCUCAAAACGGCCAAGGUAUUUGACAGGAAUCGGCCCAAGGAGGACAAGGGCAGCACCGAGGUGUCGGAUGAAGACCCCUUCGCCAUUCAGAUCAUGGCCUGGUGCCCUGAGAGCAGGAUGCUGUGUGUGGCCGGUGUGUCAGCCAACGUUAUCAUCUACCGCUUCAGCAAGCUGGAAGUAACUACUGAGGUGGUGCAGCUCCUAGAGGUGCGAAUGCAGUACGAGCUGAACGACAUGGAGUCUCCAGAUGGCGGGGGUGAACAGACAUCAGCGCUUCCCACACCUGGCGCGUCCCCUCAGACGAGUUGCUCACCUUCACACCCUUGCACCAGCAGCAACAACUCUGACGGAGGCAACAUGCCCUGUCUCAAAGUGCGCAGUACUCCUUUGAAGCAGUCUCCGGGUUACCAGGUAGAUUUGGUGGUCCAGCUAGUGUGGGUGAGUGGAGAGCCUCCUCAGCAGAUCACAAGUCUGGCGCUCAAUUCCUCCUACGGCCUGUUGGUGUUUGGCAACAGCAACGGUCUGGCGGUGGUGGACUAUGUCCAGAAAACAGUAGUGCUCAACUUGGGGACGGUCGAGCUUUACGGCUCCAACGACCCCUACCAGAGACAGCCCCGGUCGCCAAGAAAGGCAAGACAGCCUUCUGGAGGUUUGUGCGACAUCAACGAAUGCUCAGCCACAUCCGAGGACCGAUGCAAGUCUCCCACUUCAGUGUUGAUGUCAAACAGCAAUCUACAGCAAUUCUACAAUGGCGGUGGUAGAGGAGCAAAGAUGUCACGGAAAUUAAGCUUGCCUACUGAGCUAAAGCCAGACUUGGUCCUCCUGUCUGUAUGCCCGCCGCGGGGUGCCAACCCAUUAGACCACCGGGACAAUUCUUUCAGCCGCUCGCGCUCCUCCAGCGUCACCAGCAUCGACAAGGAGGCACGGGAGGCCAUCAGCUCCUUCCACUUCUGCGACACCUUCGCCCGCAAGGGGGACAGCGCCCUGACUCCCUGCCUGUACGUGGGCACCUCCCUGGGAACCGUGCUGGUCCUGGCGCUCACGUUGCCGCCUGCUGGGGAGCAGCGGCAACUGCAGCCGGUUAUCAUUUCACCUACGGGCAUGCUGGUGCGGCUGAAGGGAAGCAUCAUGCGGAUGGCCUUCCUGGACUCCACGGGCUCCCUGCUGCCCCCAGCUCACGAGCCUUGGUACGAGCCCAACGUCACGGUGGACGGCGAGGAAAGGGAGAAGGUCCGCAAGCGCCGGCCCGUCUCCGUGUCCCCCUCCACCUCCCAGGACCUCAGCGAGAGCCAGUACGCCGUGGUGUGUUCGGAGAAACAGGCCAAAGUCAUGUCCCUCCCCUCCCAAACCUGCAUCUACAAACACAGCAUCACAGAGACCUCCUUCAUCCUGCGGGCCGACGUGGUGCAGAUGAGCCAGGGCGCGUGCGUCGCUUGUUUCUGCGCCAACGGCCACAUCAUGACGCUCAGCGUGCCGGGUCUGAGACCUCUCGUGGAUGUGAACUACCUACCUUUGACGGACAUGCGGAUAGCCAGGACGUUCUGCUUCACCAAUCUGGGUCAGGCCAUGUACCUCUGCUCCCCCACUGAGAUCCAGAGGAUCACUUACAGCCAGGACACUUGUGAAAACCUACAGGAGAUGCUGGGUGAACUUUUUACGCCAGUGGAGACACCAGAGGCUCCCAACAGAGGGUUCUUCAAAGGCCUCUUUGGGGGAGGAGCACAGUCUCUGGACAGAGAGGAGCUAUUCGGUGAGGUGGCAGCUGGAAAGGCGUCUCGAAGUCUGGCCCAGCACAUCCCGGGCCCGGGUGGCCUCGAGGGCAUGAAGGGGGCGGCCUCUGGCGUGGUUGGAGAUCUGGCGCGCGCCCGGAUAGCGCUGGAUGAAAGAGGCCAAAAGCUGGGCGAGCUGGAGGAGAGGACGGCCGCCAUGAUGGCCAGCGCCGACUCUUUCUCCAAACACGCCCAUGAGAUGAUGCUCAAGUGCAAAGACAAAAAGUGGUACCAGUUCUGAUCGGUGACGAGGCUGGAGCAGCUCCAUGAUCACCGCGACUGUCCGACCAACCUUCCAUCAGCUCACCUGGACUCACCGUGACCCCCAGCCGUCGUUCUGUCCGUCGUCCGUCCGUCGUCCGUCCGUCCGUCCGUCCGUCCUUCCAUUCACCCAUCCCUCCAAGCCUUCUUCACUGACACACUUGGGAUUUUCUUCCCUAGCACAAUGUUGAAUACUGUACUUACCUCAGUCUUCGGGUGGAACUGAGGGGCCGACAGGGGAGAAGGACAACCUCAGAGGGAGUGAAUAAAUGGUGUCUCUCUUUUUUUUUUUUUUUUUUUUUUUAAAAGAAAAUGUUCCCGUCUCUUCGUUCCAUCUCUAUUCCGCCUCUGCUCCCGGGGACUCAUCAUUUGCCAAAAUGUUCUUCGCCGUCUCCACCCUUGCACCCGGGUGGCCACGGAAACCGACGAACACAGAGCUGAGAAAGAAAAAAAAAAAGACAAAAAAAAGACAAAAUAUCUAACGGAGAAACAAAAGACUACAAAAAAAAAAAUUGUUAAAGUGUAAAAAGAAAGAAUCUAAAUACAUCAUUAUAUAUACAUAGAUCUAAUAAAUGUGCAAUGCUGUAUCCACUUCCGAGUGACAAGUACAAAAAGAGAAGGGAUGACGUCAUGGAGGAGGCGGGAGGCCGGAGGGAGGAGGCGACGUCGGAGGGAGGGGAGCCUCCUCUAUGCAGAGAGUCGCGAGGGCGAAAGCAACUGCGAUGUACACUGGAUAUUCCGUCAUCUUGCUCAAUCUCUAGACUCUCCUCCGUAUCUGACAGACUUUCAUAUCGUUACCAACAGUGUGUGUGUGCGUGCGUGCGUGCGAGCGCGUGGAUGUGUGUGUUACCUUUUUCUUGCCGUUCCUCUAUUUGUUAUCCGUUGGGUUUUUUGCUCCGUCUGUAUUAUCGGAAAAUCUCUUAUUUUUCUAUCGUUGUGAAAGUGGAUGAAAUUUGAUUUGUCGAGGGGGUAAAAAAAAACAAACAACAACAACAAAAAAAAAAAAACAAACGUAUACACCUUUUUUGUGACAUUUUUGUCUAACGACUCAAAUUAAUUUCUCAUUAUGAAAAGGGCUGGAAUCUAUGAGGAGGGCAAGGAUAUAAAAGGCAUAUAUCAUUUAGGACUCACUGACACGGACAGCCAUCGGAGUUCUCCAUCCUUUGAAAGCAUACGAGCCGCACACAUUCACCGGUCACCGUUUAGCGGACGUGAUCUUUAGCCGCCGCCCCCUGACCUUAGGUGUAACGAGCUUCAACGUCGAGGCUCAGCGUGCGAGUCUGACUCUAUAAACACUGAUGUUUCAUCGUCAGAUUUGAGUUUCAGCGUGGAGAUUUACACCCUGAUAGCAUCCACGUGUACGUCACUGUAGAAAAAAUGGCUGUGUAAUCCUUUGAAGGCAGUUGUCUGUGCGAGAAGAUUGCGCGAUUUCUCUUGUUUGUUUGUGUAUUUAUUUAUUGAGGCACGAGGGGCGGCCGUCGCGUUUGGUGUCAGAAACCUCCACCUUGUUUCCGCGUUUGCAGUCAGCGUGCUCCAUGUAUCUCUGUAUCCGCCAGGCGAUGAACCUUUAUUUGUAUAUAUAUAUAUCUAAGUAAAUAGUUUGACAAUCUAAAGACCAACUGGAAAGUGAACGUCGAGGGUUGCUCAAGCGACACAAGAGGAGACAGGCCAUAUUUUUUCUGACGCCAAAGACUUUGCUUUAGCUUUGCCGCCGCCGCCGGCGUGCGGCGUCGCUUCGCUUCGCCCAGGUCCAUUUAGAAAUCACUCAUCAGGGUUCGAGAUAUGGGAAGUUGCAAUUGGACUCAGCCAUUUUCAGCGCGAGGUGUCGUGAGUAGCUCAGGCUAACGUCACACGUGGCCGGAACCAUUCCACUUACGCCUCAUGACAACAUUUAACGGCAUUCGUCCAUGUGUGCGCGCGUUUGUGUGUCUCUCCCUUUCUCUGUUUGCGCGUAAGGUUGUGUCCAUGUAAGGUCGUGACAUGAUUUCUGACCAGUUCGUGUCCAGCUGAGUGUCAGUUUGACGAGCCGAAGCCGCCGACACAGAGGGAACAAUGGGAAUGAAUUUAAUGGUUUCAUUUAACUGCCGCAUGUUCAGUCUUUGCAGACAUGCUUGGACUGCACCCUUCACUUGUCGGUCUUUGCCUCCCCCCUUUGUCCUCUGUGCUCUUCUUCCUCCACGGCUUCAGAUCUGGUCUUCUCUGUGUGUAGUAGGCAUCGUAGUGUGGAUGCUGGCAGCUAGGUCUGUCUUUUUUCCCCACAAGUUGAGAGAGGAGAAAAUAAAAAUCAACUUCAGGAAAAAAAAUAAAAGAAGAAGAAGCUCGUUUUAGGUCUAAAUCAUCCCCCCAAAGCCUGUUCGAUGUCUUUCCCUUUAACGUUUUUUUUUUCUUUUCCUUUCAGUGGUUUUAUUCUUUCUUGUGUGUACACUACGGUAUGCAGUAUUCUUACCCGAUACAGUCCACACACACUCAAACAAUAAGAGGGAGUCCUGUCUUAUCUGCCAUAUGCCAUCUUCUGUCCUGGAUUCAACAGUUUAUCAGUGGGUUGCAGUAUUUUUCUCAUUGUAGCCAAUUUUCUUGUACAGUUUUAUGCAACUUUCACAUGGAUGUUUAUGACUUUAUCUGCUGCCACAAAAAUUUAGAAAUUCUGUAGAUAGAGAUUACUGUGCAAUGGAAAAUAAAAGUGGAAAAUGUAAUUA
This is a messenger RNA of Mugil cephalus (flathead mullet), 6446 nucleotides long. RefSeq names its product syntaxin binding protein 5a (tomosyn) (gene stxbp5a). The record is from RefSeq and is a predicted model, not a curated record. The transcript has 28 exons. Gene Ontology annotation, molecular function: syntaxin binding; GTPase activator activity; myosin II binding. The coding region runs from base 308 to 3730 and encodes 1140 amino acids. Gene Ontology annotation, biological process: regulation of exocytosis; regulation of protein secretion. Gene Ontology annotation, cellular component: cytoplasm; plasma membrane; SNARE complex. NCBI's taxonomy places the organism in Eukaryota, Metazoa, Chordata, Actinopteri, Mugiliformes, Mugilidae.